ACCUCUUACUUUCUCCUUCUUUACCGAAACCGUUCCGAGUUUCCCGUCGGGCUCGCCACUGCCAUGGCCGUGGAUGGCAAUGAGACGAGAUACAGAUGUCUGCAGUUUUUGCUUAUUAAUUCACCUCUUAUGUUUGAAAGGCAGUGAGAGGAAGGAUUGCUCCUGGUCUAAGCUCAUUUCAUCUUUAUCUGAGGCCCUAAUUUGUUUUUAUGUCAGGACAGAAAUGCCUCUGUGUUUUGACAUGUGUUCCUUCCUUUGCUGUGGACAUACUACGGACUACAAAUAACAGAAAUUUAUUUAAAAGAGAUUUGUAUAUCUGUGAAGCUCAAGUGGAAUAUUAAUAUACUGUUUUCGCUAACCCAAUGGAAGGCAAGCGCCCCGCGAUGUUUCUGUAUUAACGGCGCUAAGUGGACUGUCGAGUGGUUUAGGUAGUUUCAUGUUGUUGGGCUCCAAUUCGUGUUCCUGCAACACGAAGCUGCCUUAAUCGCCCCAGUUAAAGUCGUCGCAGAUCCGAGGGGAAAAUGGGACUGCGGUAAAAAUCCUAGAUGUAAUUUUAAUUCCAAGAAGAGUGGCUGUUUUGUUUGUAAUUCCGUGUGUUCGUUUGGAAACGAUCAAGGUCACGUGUAAUCUAAAUUCAUUACUCCUGAAUUUGCUUAGGCUGUAUUUUCCUUCUCACCCUGGUUUCUUCCUUUUCGUUUCAUUUUUAGUAUUAUUGCUGUUUUCUGGGAAGCUGGCUCUAUUUCUUUAUGCAUUUUUAAAUCUAAUUCAUACUGAAAGCCAUUUUUCUUCAGUUUUAAAGACCGAAGGUGCGACGUGCCUGUGAAUCACAAAGUAUAUCACUUUUUUCGGGGGCUAAAGUGAUCUUCAAGGCAUGUUCAACAAGAGACAAAAAAAGAAGCGUGCACUUCUUGGAAACGGGGCUACUUUUUAAACCCGCUGUAAUCGAUGCAGACUCACAAGGCCUCGGUUACGAUCACAGGGACGGAGUCAGACUCCGAGCUGCCUCAGACACCAGAAUGUACAACAGCGACCUCGCUGGACCGCCUGCAAAGCGCCGUGGGGUCUGGCUCUGCAGUCCAAGCCUACAGCUAACAGGCCCUCUGUUGCCGACGUUCAGAUCAAGAGAGCUUCUUAUCUUCGGGAAAAUCACUAAAAAGUAUUUAGCUGACGUUCAAUGUAACUUGUCGACCACAUUAAAAACGACAUCUCCCUUUUGUGCCGAAAUCACAGUUUUGUAUUUUCUUCCAUCUGUGUUAUGUUGAGGCUGCACGGAUCCGCACUGCUCCUGUGUUCGUCGCUUUUCUUCUAAUGUGUUGCUUUGGCAGUUUCGUGUGUGACAUUGGGUUGCCUUGAUCUUCCUUCAGAUUGUAGAUACUGCAGAAACACAGAGAAUGAAGAAACUCGCAGCAGAAGAAACUAGUCUGACUGGCUAUUUCCCGCCCCGCUUUAAUUAAAUGGCACCUCACGGAUACUAUUAAUGUUUUAUUAAUAUAUUUACAUGAUCGUGUUUUUACGAAACUUUAAUAUUAUAUGAUCUCCAUAUCGCGUGCGUUGCUCUGCUUAUUUUGGGUUAUUUUUCCUUUGGCUUUAUGAUACGGCCAUAAACAGAGCAGUAAAGUGUGCACUGCUGAGCAGCGUGUUCUUGCUGCUGGUAGGACAGACAAAGGGAACGAUUCCUUCUGAUUCCGUUUCUCUUCGGACCCACUUUCAUUUUCGUUGCCUUCCUAGACUUUAUUUUGUCUGUACAGUUGUGAUCUGCUGUGGUUUCUUAUUGUAAUUUUAUUAUUCCUUUUGUGGGUUUGAACGGCAAAUUGGGCAGUUAUGUCGCAUUGUAUUUUAACUUCCCGGUUACAUAUAUUGUGUUUUUCUUUACCUGAAAUAUUUACCCUAGGUGGUUAAUGUAAUAUUAAUUCAAACUCUCAAACGUCCACGGCUACUGUGAAUAUUACUGAUCAACAGGAACGUCUGAACGUACCCUGUAAAUAUUCAUUUUGGCCAAUGAAAAGAAAUGCAGCCUUCCUCUUUUGUUUUUUCAUUUUAAUUGGAAGUAAUUACAUAGUCUAGUGUCAAAACAUAGAGCAGGAAACGGGGAUUAUACGCGAAAUACGUCCCCUUAUUUGUCGAUUGCAGUCAGCAGGCAAUGUCCCUUGCUAAACACUAAACACGCGUACAGCUAUUAUUAUUAUUAUUAAUAUACAUGUAAAAUGCUAGAUUAUUUUUAUAUAGUCUGAAUAAAACAUGCCAUGUUUCUGCUUCAUGGAUGUUUUUUUUUUAUAUUUUCAUAGUAGUACACAUAUGAAAAAUAUUGUUUCAGUAACCAGGAAUUGGAAUAUUGAAUAAUAUUUCGAUUUAAGUAGGUUUUCCUUCUGUUCUUCCCGUGCACAUUGUGUAUUUUCCUUUUAAACACGCCAGACCAGAUUAGUCAGAGGGGCCGAAUGACCUUUUUGCAAUCGUUUGCAAUUUUCUUUUAUUGGAGAGUUGGUAGCUCUGCUCAGGCUGAAAACAUACUUUGAAAAAACUUGAGCUCUUUUCCUUUUGUGAGUUUCGAGAUUUUAGUUAAUUAGUUCGCGUCAGGACAACAGAGUGAACAGCCGGCGAAUUUAUGCGGGACUCUGCUGUGCAGCUUUUCAAACCGAUGUUUUCAAUUUUAUUAAAAUAAUGGGAUAUCAAAAAGGUGACUUCCUUAGCUGAUAAUUCCGCACUUAAAGGACAAGACGACCCAUUCGACUCGUUCACCGCAGCCUCAGCAUUCAUUCUCGAAUGCAAACGGGCUUGAUUUCAGCAGACUCAGAACAUGACGAACUGUAAAACUACUGUUAAUAACUUAAAAGGUGGCUCGUACUAAGAUUGAACAGCAAUGAGAAGAAAUAAUAAUGCGACUGAGAUCUAAGGAUUUCAAAUAUGUUGUGCUUUAUUAGAACAUUUUAUUUCGUAUUUACUUCUUCAUUUCUAUUACAUGCUGGGCUGGUGUACCUUAUAAUGUAACUCUUCCAAAAGCAAAUCGGCGGACUGUAAGUAUAACCGAUAUUUGUUCGAUACUGAGUGACCGACACGAUAAAAAACUAAAAAGAUUAAAAUGUUUAAAAACAAACCUUAUAUUCUCACACAUCCUUGUUUUCCUGACAUGAAAUAUACGUGAACUCCUUUCUAUGUCCACACGAGUAUAUCUGCGAGCAUAGACGCAUAUGCGCACAUUUAAUUAUGUUUAUAAUUCAGUACUGGUAAGGUCAAGACUGAGGCAGCCUCAUCUGAAGUCAGGCCUUGGAACACUACAUCGGUUUAUGAAAGUACCUCUUAUAGCUUAAAUUUUAAAACAGUCAUUUCAAUUAAAUGUUCUCAUACGGACAGAUGUCAUUACUGUUUCCAUAUCACCUAAGCAUGUAAAAUGAAACGUUUAAACCAAAAAUGUGUUAUUUCUGCGGGUGAAGCACUUCCGACUUACUUGAACUCAAGGGUCCAGAUGUGAGCCUGACUUUUAGCUGGGCUCCGUUGUUCAGCAGUUACAUUUUCGCGUAGAAAAAUACACACGGAGAAGGGAUUUAAAUGCAGCUAUGAAAAAAAAUGUUUUUAACGGCGACACGCUUUCAGCAGUAGUUUGUGUGGUAUGGUAUCAUUCAUUCUACAAUUUAAUGUGAAGGUUAACGAUUAUAAGUUAUGCAGCAAAAAAGAAAAAUCCUAUGAUGGAUUGAUUAAUGUUGACAUGAAAUAGUCCCUUACAAGCCCCUCUGCAAAUCAGAGAUUUUAAUUUCUUUUGGCUAAGAUUAGAAUCAACUUUACUGUGUAUAUCAAAUAAUAUCCCAUUGCAUAAAAACAUAUGGCUUUCUAUAAAAAAUUAUGACUGGAAAACAGUGACCCUUUAACAGGCAGCGGACUGAUUUAUUCUUUAUUGUUCUGCCGUACAGUCACGUGGGCUUGCUGCCCAAUGGAAUGGCAGGAAUCGUUCAACUUAUUAGCUGACUGUAGUUCUUUGUGAGGCCAAGUUGCUACUUCAAUUCUACAGUUUCUUAUAUUGUGAAGAUAUAACAGUCUAUGUGUAUGUGUGAGUGGGUGUGUAGGGUUGGAUGCGUGUGUGUUUAUUGCAAUGUCGGCUUCAGGGACACUUAGUAAUUAUUAUGUGGACUCUCUCAUUUUUCACGAGAGUGAGGAUCUUUUCCAGCCCAGGCACCCCUCUGGUUCAGGGGUGCAGCCAGCGAGGCAGCCGGCUUUGAGUGAGCACAGCGACCUAGCCCCGUGCAAUUUCCAGCCGAAGCCCUCUGUGUUCGGCGCAUCCUGGAGCCCCGUUCAUGCUCAGCAGCCAAGCAACUUGCCCUCCGUUUACCACCCGUAUGUGCAUCACCAAGGUCCGCCGGGGGAGUCCGAUGGAGGCUACCUGCGGUCUUGGCUGUUGGAGCCCCUGUCUGGAUCUCUGCCUUUUCCCGGAUUACCGUCAAACAGGCAGUACGGGAUCAAACACGAGCCGCUGAGCCGGAGAGGUGACUGCACAGCGUAUGAUAAUCACGCUGCGGUCCUGUCCGAGUUCUCAAGCGGGUCUCCUCCUGCGGAGAAAGAGGAACAUCCCACCGAAACGGCCUUUUCUGACACCAACGGCGAGGGCGCGUCGGCCGAGGAGAAAGCUGCAGCUGAUACAAGUGAGUGCUGUCUGUUUGAAUACAUAUAUGCCACGGUGAAGGCAGAACAACACGAGUUCUCCCGAGAUAAUCCCGCAUCAAACUGGCUACAUGCAAGGUCGACAAGAAAAAAGCGCUGCCCGUACACUAAGCACCAGACAUUAGAGCUGGAGAAGGAGUUUCUCUUUAACAUGUACCUCACCAGAGACCGCAGAUACGAAGUGGCAAGACUCCUGAACCUAACUGAAAGACAAGUAAAGAUCUGGUUUCAAAACAGGAGAAUGAAGAUGAAGAAAAUCAAUAAAGAACGACCCAAAGACGAUUGAUAUUAAAGAACGCUGCAAAAAGAGUAUAUCAUUAAAACAUUUUGCUGUUUUUAUUUUAAAGAUGCAUGCCCCAAAUCAUGCAUCUUUUAUUAUUAUUAUCUCGAUAUACUCUUUUUUUAUAUUGAACUACCUUGCGCUGCACAGUUCCGCGGUUUGUACUCUUACUAAAUUAUUUUCUGUGCUGCAGACACGUUUGCUGCCAUACUUGAAAUCGUGACUUCUGUGUUGUAAGUGUUUGUAACUGGAAAUUGUCGUUUUUGCUGUUUUGAUGAUAGAUUCUCGAUUUAUCUCAGGUUGCAAAUCGGAGCGUCGUUUAAGCUGUUGUUAUUUUGAAUAUUAGAACUCAUAGAUGUACGUUAGCGAACAAAACACCAGUAGAGUUGUUAUAAUUAGUGAAAUGUUAAUAAUGUUUUAGUUUUUUUAUUGGGCGCAUGUGUUUAAGUGGACUCUAAUUCAAAAUAUAUUUAAUUACAUUAAAAAUAGUGAUAUGCUCUGUGUCAAAAUACAAAAGAGAAUGUCGUAGAUAUUAUAUAACAAUAUGAAAUGUUUUUACUACCUAUAUGUCACGAAACUACCUAUAUUCGUGAAAAAUAGUCUUCAAGAUUUAACUUAAUGUUAUCGCAUAGCGCUUUAAAAGAUUUAACAAGUAUUAGAAUAAAAACUGGAAUAUACACAAUUAAGGGGCAGUUAUUUGUAAGAAAUCACUGUACAGGCAACAUUGUGGAAUUAUUACCUCAUGACCCGAUGACCAAACGUCUCUGUUUUCAAAUGUAGUUCGUAUUUUAAUAAUAAAAAUGCAUCUCAAAAUGCUUUCGCGUA
This is a messenger RNA of Lepisosteus oculatus (spotted gar), 5752 nucleotides long. NCBI's taxonomy places the organism in Eukaryota, Metazoa, Chordata, Actinopteri, Semionotiformes, Lepisosteidae. The record is from RefSeq and is a predicted model, not a curated record.